AUGGACGUCAAGUCAUCCGUGCCAGACCCAGAGUCCAAGAGCUCCAGAACACACUAUGAACAGAGUAUUGGUUCCGGGGCAAUGGGGCAUCAGGUUAUCAACGUUGGCCCAGACCAAAAGAACAAUUACGGCGAUGGCACCAUGAUCGUUGGGCAUAAUAUAAACUUGGAGCAAUCCAACAAACUAACGCGGGACGAAAUCCUCAAGACACUCAACAAAUCGCCGUACGAGAGGAGAAAGAACAGGAAUCCAGAUCGUGUCCCAGGGACGUGUGAGUGGUUCACAGGACACGAUUAUUUUAAGCAAUGGCAAGAAAGUAAAUCGUCAAGUAUGCUCUGGGUAUCUGCAAAUCCCGGGUGCGGAAAGUCGGUUUUGGCUAAAUAUCUAGUCGACUCUAAACUCAAGUCUACAAAAUCCAGAACAAUCUGCUAUUUCUUCCUCAAAGACGACUUUCAGGAUCAGAGGAGCGUGAAAAGCGCUCUUAGUUGCAUCCUUCACCAACUCUUCACAGAAAGAAAGGAUCUUUUCUCUAAUAAUAUCGUCAGGCGGUUUAGCGGCUAUUCAGCACCCCUUGCCAAUUCAUGUUAUGAACUAUGGGAGCUCUGGGACGUCCUGGUUAUGGCUUCACAAGAUAAGAACGCCGGCGAGAUAGUCUGUAUUCUUGAUGCAUUCGACGAAUGCGAAGAUCAUGAACAACAGGAUCUUGCGAGUGCCUUGUGCGAUUUCUAUGGGCCGGGGAAUGACGCGAAGAAGAAUGUCAGCUUGAAGUUUCUCGUGACAAGUCGGCUCCAUAACGACAUCGAACGUGGCUUCCAGCCUCUAAAAAUACCGGAGCUGCCUGUCAUUCACCUCAAGGGAGAAAGCGAUGCAGAAGUAUCAAAGAUUGCAGGAGAGAUUGACCUCUACAUAGUAGAUGCAGUUGCGCGUAUCCGGGAAGAUAAAGGUCUUCAGCAAAGCGACGAACAAUCACUCUUGCAAGGGCUGCGGGCCAUUGGCAAUAAGACAUAUCUAUGGGUUCAUCUCACACUGGGAUGGAUUAAAAGCGUGGUUAGCAACACCAUCACUGAGGUUGACAUACGCUACGUUGUUAAUUCGCUUCCACACUCCGUCGACAAGGCAUACGAGAAAAUUCUAGCCAGAAGUACGAAUCCGGAAGAAGCCAAGAAGUUGCUGCACAUUGUCGUGGCAGCAGCACGGCCAUUGACUCUGGCAGAAAUGUAUCUUGCGAUAACAAUACAAGAAAAGCACAAAUCGUAUAAGAAGCUGGGUAGUAGACCAGAAAACUUCUUUAAAGAGCACAUCAGAGACCUCUGCGGCCUCUUUGUGAACAUCUCAGAAGACUCGAAGAUCUAUCUCCUUCACCAAACUGCGAAAAUUUUCUUGGUCCGCAAAGACGAUCCCGAUCCUCUCCAGGACCAAAAGAACCAGCGCUUAUGGAAAUCGUCACUGCAGCCACAGCUGUCCCACCGAAUUCUUUGCCAAAUCUGUAUCUGGCACCUGCUUUUCAAUGAAUUUGAAGACCAACCUCUAGAGGAGACCGGGAAAGCUGAUGACUACGUUGGCGGUCACGUCUUCCUCGAAUACUCUGCUACCAAUUGGGCCGCCCACUUUCGAGCGUCUGAUAUCGAAGACGAUAGCAUUAUAGAAUGCCUGAAGAAACUUUGCGAUGCAGGUUCUAAUCGUUGUCUGACCUGGUUCAGGAUUUACUGGGUGAAAACACACGGUGGAUUUCCUCUGGAUUUCACGGCCCUUAUGAUUGCAUCGUAUUUCGGACUCGAGCGCAUUGUAAAGCUUCAGCUUGGAUUGAGAAAUGUCAAGAUAGACUCCAGAGACGGUACCUACCAGCGUUCGGCGCUCUCCUGGGCUUCAGAGAACGGGUUUAGCGGUGUCGUAAAGCUGCUGCUCGAGGGCCCGAAGUUUCGCCUCAAAACACUCGCAACCAGGCCAUGGCUUUUGAAAGCAGCGAAAAUCGAUGCAAGGGAUAGACACGGUAGAACGCCACUGUCAUACGCCGCUUGGAAUGGUCAUCAGGCCAUCGUCCAGCAACUGGCCAGUAAAGGCGCUCGGGCCGACUCAAAAGAUGACAUUGGAGGAACGCCAAUUUCCUACGCUAUUUGCACUGGACAGCAGGAUAUAGCUAACCAAUUAAUGAAAGGAGCUCAGGUUGAUUCAGUAGACGAGAUCCGUCGGACUACACUGUUGUCCGCGACGAAAAAGGGCCAUGAACACAUCGUCAAACGACUGCUCGAUAAUGGCGCCGAUAUCGAGGCGAAGGAUAAAUAUAACGAGACGCCGCUUUUUGGGGCUAUUCUAGAAGAGGAUAAGACUAUGAUAGAGCUACUGCUUGAGAAGGGCGCUAAUAUUGAGGCGAAGAAUAGCAAUGACGAGACGCCGCUUUUUUGGGCUAUUCUAGGAGAGGAUAAGACUGUGAUAGAGAUACUGCUUGAGAAGGGCGCCAACACCGAGGCGAAGGAUAACAAGGACCAGACGCCGCUCUUUUGGGCCAUUGAGGUGGGGGAUAAGACUGUGAUAGAGCUACUGCUUGAGAGGGGCGCCAACAUCGAGGCGAAGGAUAACAAGGACCAGACGCCGCUCUUUUGGGCCAUUGAGGUGGGGGAUAAGACUGUGAUAGAGCUACUGCUUGAGAGGGGCGCCAACAUCGAGGCGAAGGAUAACAAGGACCAGACGCCGCUCUCGUGGGCCGCUCAGUGGGGGAAAGAGGCCGUGGUAAAGCUAUUACUUGAGAGGGGCGCCAACAUCGAGGCGAAGGAUAACAAGGACCAGACGCCGCUCUCGUGGGCCGCUCAGUGGGGGAAAGAGGCCGUGGUAAAGCUAUUACUUGAGAGGGGCGCUGAUAUUGAAGCAAAGAAUGGGACAUAUGGCCAGACGCCGCUUUGGUGGGCUGCUCGGUACAGGCGCGAGGCCAUGGUACAGCUCCUGCUUUUGAGAGGCGCCAAUAUCGAGGCGAAGGAUAAAAACAACCAGACGGGGCCGUUCAGUGGGGGGAUGAGGACGUGGUAA
Messenger RNA from Metarhizium robertsii ARSEF 23, 3021 nucleotides. Its product is annotated as ankyrin repeat-containing protein. Lineage: Eukaryota; Fungi; Ascomycota; Sordariomycetes; Hypocreales; Clavicipitaceae. Bases 1 to 3021 code for a protein of 1006 amino acids. Gene Ontology annotation, cellular component: nucleus; cytoplasm. The transcript is spliced from 2 exons. Gene Ontology annotation, molecular function: protein binding. The record is from RefSeq and is a predicted model, not a curated record.